Molecule: messenger RNA, 1007 nt
Organism: Limulus polyphemus (Atlantic horseshoe crab)
Lineage: Eukaryota; Metazoa; Arthropoda; Merostomata; Xiphosura; Limulidae
Product: asparagine--oxo-acid transaminase-like
Exons: 9
Coding region: 51-989 (312 amino acids)
Biological process (GO): biosynthetic process
Molecular function (GO): pyridoxal phosphate binding; catalytic activity
Source: RefSeq, a predicted model, not a curated record
UUUGCAGGACAGAUACUGUUUUAAUAAGACUGUACGAGAAAGUUAGGCCUAUGGAAGAUACGCCAGCAACUUUAGUGCGGGAAGAACUACAGGGUCAGAGUUUGGUCUCAAACUUAGAGUUUCAUGAGUUUAUUAAAGCUUUAAAGAGAAAUGGGAGAUCUAUUUAUCAUAUGGCGUUUGGUCAGUCUCCCUUCCCUGCAAUGAAGCACGCACAACUCGAGCUGAAAAAGAACGUGUCGCAGAGUGACUAUCUUACAGUGCACGGACUUCAGGAAUUCCGACAGACUAUCAGUAGGUUUCACGAGAAGAAUGAUGGUUUCACAGUUGAUCCUGAUAACAUAGUUGUUGCACCAGGAAGUAAAGAAGUUAUCUACCAUAUUCUGACAGCGUUCUCUGGAGACAUUCUACUUUUGUCACCAACGUGGACAACUUACGAACCUCAGGCUCGAAUCACAAGACAUAAAAUCCACGUAAUUCCUGUUGACUUGAAUACUGGCUGGAAAUUGACACCGGAAAUUAUGACCAGGGCUGUUAAAGAAAAUUGCAUUCAAUCUCCUAGUCUGCUGAUACUUUGCAACCCGGAUAACCCAACUGGAGUUGCGUAUACCGAAGAAGAACUGAAGGCAUUAGGUGAGUGUUUUAGACGGGAGAAGAUCAUUGUGCUGAGCGAUGAAAUUUAUGCCCGCCUCCAUUAUACUGGUCAGCAUGUGAGCCUCUACAAGUUCUAUCCAGAGGGCACCAUUGUUUGUACUGGGUUCUCCAAAUGGGCCAGUGCCGGAGGAUGGAGAGUGGGCUAUGCUAUGUUCCCAAAUGAGCUAUCACAAAUUAAGACUGCCAUAACAACUACUGCUAGUCUGACUUACUCUUGUGCUCCAGCACCCAUGCAAUAUGCUCUUACAAACGCUUUACUCCAAGAGAAGGAGUGUGAACACUAUAUUCAACUUACUACCAAGAUUCUUGCAACGAUUUCAGAUUUUUGUUACAGGUAAGCCGUGAAAGUAACGCCA